AUGGCAGCUUCUGAACAGUUCGCCUCGUGGAAUCCAGCGUUACGAUCCGAGGACCAUUCGAUACCUACGAUAGAGAACACCCUCGACCAACAACCAACUUCCCCGGCUGAACAAGUGGAAUCUCAAGCUAAGACCGUCACUCCACCACCCCAAGAAGACUCCCCACUCCAAGAGGUUCCGGAAGAUGUAGUGGACACGGUUGUUCCGCCUGUGAGUGGUGAUACUCAACCGAUCGCAAACGCCCUCGACCAAGAUCAAACCCAACCCCAGCCUGAAGAGACCGAUCGCGAUAUCCCACCUAUGAUUGUCGAUACCCCCAAGGAUACACAAGAAACUCAAGAGUCGGUCCCAAGAAAUGCGACUGAUGAAGGAAACGUUUUUUCGCUUGAAAGCAACGACUCGGCAUUCCCAACCACGCAGAAUGCGCCAGAUCUGUCGUGGGCUGAGGACAGUCAGCCGCAAGCCGUCGAGCGACAUGAUGAUUCGGUGUGGACUCUGCAUCAACAAAGCAAGGAAACUCCCACCUCUCCCAACGGCGAUUUCGGCACUACGAGCCAUGAUCUCUGGGGCAGCCCUACUUCCCCCGGUGGUGAGCACGAUUUCUUUGACCAGCUGAAGACGCAAACAAAACCGAUUUACGUACCCCCCGAGUCCGAAUCCCGAUAUGAAGAAGGUGUCCCACUGCUGGACGAAGGCGUCUCUUCACCGACCGAGCCAACGGCCAACCAAGAAAGCCGCAUAGACCAGAUAUUCGAUGGUGACGAAGAUGAAGAGGGCGCUUUCUUUAACGAGGUGCAGGAGUCAGCUUCAACAGACGAAUCCCGACCCUACGGCCACAUGACACGUAAAAGCACGUCCCAAGUUCUGGACUCUCUUGACACUUCCAUGAAAUCUCCGGUUAGCGAUGCUUCGCCAACGGCUCGGGAGUUCGACAACAUUUUGGCUGCGGCGGCCUCCGGGAACCAGGUGAAGAAGUCCACGUCGGAGGAAGAUCUAGCUGCGAGGUGGCAAGCCGAGCUCUCGGAUGAGGAACCUGAACCGGCCCCUGAGGAUGACCUGGCGGCGCGGUGGCAGGCAGAACUCGACGAUGACGAUGAUAUGCUUUUGGAGGAUGAAACUUCGGGGGAGUUGCCAAACCAGGAGAUGCACAUGAAUGGAAUCGCUUCACAGGCCGCGCCGCCUGUUCUGAGCAGCCCUUUUGGAACGCCGGAGAGUGCAGCUCGGCCCAAGGCACAGCCAACAUCUUACACGCCGCAUCAACCGUCUACAUCAGAUCUACUUCAAGGGAUCCCCGCGCAGGGAUAUGCUCAGGGAAACACCACAACAGCUCCCAACUACUUUGCGCCUCAGCCGCCGAAACCCGCUACGAGCAGAGCGGAAAGCUUCGCGGAACGUUCCAAAGAAGGGUACAAAUCACCAUACGAUCUGCCUGAGGAUCUGGCUCGCCCUCGCAGAGCUGCCGCGACGCAUCGGCCGGUGGUGGUGCCUGGCAAUAAUAUGGCUCCAGGUCCACCCGCCGCCAGUGUUCCCCCUCCUCAAAGGGCUCCCUCCAUGCCGACUCCCCCAAUGGCUACAUUGCCAAGUACAACAACGGCUCCGCCAGCUCCGCCGAAGAACUUCUAUGAAGAGCUACCCCCGCCACCGCCUAAACCGCAAUCUAGGCCGUCCAGUUCUGGACGCUAUACUCCGGGUCCGGCGUCGUCUCACCCAGUUCUGCCGCCACCUUCCAAUCCAUAUGCUGCUGUUCCACCUCCACCCACGGUUGAUUCUAGUAUACCGCCUCACUUGCAUCAGCCGGAAAAGACGGAUCCAUAUGUAAAUCUUCUCGCACCCAGUGCGCCAAGCGCACCAAGCGCGCCCAGUGCCGCGUCUCGGUAUUCGCCCAAACCUCCUUCUCUACAAGGUGGAGUCAAACCUCCGCCGUCUCCUCGGUAUUCUCCGGCACCACCUCCGUCCACCGCGCCUGUGCCCCCUCGCAAUCGCUAUGCGUCUCAACCUUCCAGUGGACCUGGUCAGACGGCUGUUCUCCCGUUCCAGCCUCGGACGUCGAGCCCAUUGGCUUAUCAUGAGAAGGUCUCUUAUCAGCCACAGGAAGGCCUCCGGAAGCCGUCAUUUGCUGAGCAAGAAUCGGCCGCGGGUCCUCAAAACGAGAUACAGGAGCAGCCCGUUGGACAUCAUGUCGGCCAAUCUGUCCCUGGUGGAACGGUGGUGGAUACGCAGAACACCGGUGCGCCAAUGGCUCCUCAGCAGACCUCUCCUCCCCGGAAUCCCUAUGCUCCCCCGGCUUAUGUGAAUGACUUUUCCAAGCGUGUGGCGCCUAUGACUAGCGCUCCUCCACCAGCUUCUGCACCACCAGCCACUGAAACACAAUUCAUGCCACCUCGCAGAUCGCAGACACAAUCCCCUAGUCAGCAAGUCUUGGGCCCCAGGCUUUCCGUGCCGGCGGUCGAUCCUUUGCAACGACCUGCUUCGGUUCACGGCUCCGGGUCUCCGACAAAGUCCUCUAGUCCGUAUGCUCCUUCAGCUCCUGCCCAUAACCGCGUGGCUUCACAGCAGCUCGAAUUUAUCCCGCCAACUGAUGGCCAAGAAUUGGAUCCUCUUGAGAGGUGGAGAGGAGCACCCAUCGUCAAAUUUGGAUUUGGUGGUGCGAUCGUUUCGUGCUUCCCCAAACACAUACCACGCUACACGGCUGGCCAACCUGCGCCAAAGAUCAUGGCCGCUCCCGGUGAAGCUAGGAUACACCAGCUCCGCGACUGGGUUCCCAUUGCAGACAGUAUCGUUCAACAUCCUGGCCCUCUCAAGAAUAAGUCCAAGAAGAAGGACUUGCUUGCUUGGUUGUCUAGCAAGAUUGCCCAGUUUGAAAACGAGGGCAUCUCGGAAGCUGCCCAAUUACACCCAGAAUCUGGCAUGCGCCAUGAUGAGAAGAUCCUGCUAUGGAAGAUCAUCCGAAUCCUGGUGGAACAUGACGGUACUUUGGAAGGAUCAGAACCCAUCAAAAAGGCCUUGCGUGGUGUCAUUUUCCCUCAUCUGGCAGAGAAUCCUGACUCUAGUGAAAGCUAUGGAGCCAAUGUCCCGUCUUUUGGUGACAUUAAGCCAUUAGAUGCGCCAUCAAAGUCCGACGCGAUGGAUCCUCAAGCAAUCGGGAACCUUCGAAAUUACCUUCUUCUUGGAGACCGAGAAAAAGCAGUUUGGAGUGCAGUAGAUAACCGGCUCUGGGGUCAUGCGAUGGUUAUCGCGUCGACCAUGGACAAGUCGGUCUGGAAGCAAGUGGUCCAGGAGUUCGUCCGGCGCGAAGUCCGGUCUGCAACCGGCAACACCGAAUCCCUGGCCGCGCUCUAUGAGAUAUUUGCAGGCAACGUUGAGGAAAGCAUUGAUGAACUCGUCCCACCGUCCGCAAGAGCCGGUAUGCAGAUGAUUAGCACGGUUGACGGACAUGGGCCAGCCAAGAACGCCUUGGACGGUUUGAAUAGUUGGAGAGAUACUUUGGGUUUGGUGCUGAACAACCGUAGCCCUGACGAUCACCAGGCGCUUCUGUCUCUUGGCCGGCUUCUUCUGUCCUAUGGCCGCGUCGAAGCCGCGCACAUUUGUUUCAUUUUCUCGCGCGCUGCAGUCUUUGGCGGGGCUGAUGAUCCGCAGUCAUGCAUCGUCCUCCUCGGUGCUGAUCAUCAACAUUUGCCAUCUACUAUCUUGCAGGAUGAGGAUGCCUUUUUGCUUACCGAGGCGUACGAAUAUGCCACAACGAUCCUGGCGGGAGCUCCCAUGGCCACACUUCCUCAUCUCUUGGCGUUCAAGCUGCUUCACGCUUGGUCUCUCGCUGACCGUGGACGCAAAGCCGAGGCUCAACAGUAUUGCGACGCGAUCGCGGCAUCCCUCAAAUCCACCACGAAGCCUUCCGGAUACCACAAUCAGCAUUUGUUGUUCGGCGUGGACGAAUUAUCAGCCCGCCUUAGACAAACUACCAAUGAUGGCGGGUCCUCUUGGAUAUCAAAGCCAAGUAUGGAGAAGGUGUCAGGCUCGAUGUGGGCGAAAUUCAAUAGCUUUGUCGCGGGCGAUGAUAGCGAUGCAGCCUCUACAGGCUCUGGAAAGGCUGGAGAAGGUGAUGUCGGUCCCUUUGCCAGAUUUACGGGGACUCCUACCCUCAGCCUAUUCCUAGCAGCGGACCCUCCCGUUACCAGCCAAAUAACCAAUAUGCCCCUAAUGCAUCUCCUGAACAACCUCGCGGACGGUCUUCGAUGGACUCCCAGCGCUCAUCAUCCUAUGGAUUUCCCUUUCCCACAGCGACGGGGAUCUCAGGAGCCUGCAACGCCCAUGGAGAACACCUUCUACCAGGGAGGCGGGCCUUACGGCUCUCCACCUGCCGUUGGAUACCAAUCCACGCCCCCGCAGACGUCUUACAUGCCACUUGCCCCUGUUGAAGAGGAUUCCGCUACUCAGUCUUACCCUGCUGCAUCCGCACCGCCGCACGAACCUGCCAUGAACACGUCUCCGUACUUGCCGCCUGGCGGGCCAUCUAGCCAGCCACUCAAUCGGGGUUCCAUGAUGGACUCUCAGACGGGUGCAUCUAGCUACAUGCCGGCCGAAACUAGUGGGUCUAGCUAUACGCCUCCUACUUUCAACACUGGCUAUGAACCCCCCACCAUCGAGACAACGGCUGCACCGGAUACCCAAUCGACGGACGAACCUGCUGAUGAUGUGCCUCUGAAAAAGAAAAAGUCUUUCAUGGACGACGAUGAUGACGAUGACAUUGCAGCCCGUGCUGCGGCCCUUCAGAAGGCGGAGAAGGAACGAAAGGACCGUGAAGCGGAGGAGAAUUUCCGCAGAAUUGCGGAGGCCGAAGCCAAGAAUGCACCUCAACAAAAGAAGUCGUCGUGGUGGCCUGGGUGGUUCGGAGGCGGCAAGAAAGAAGAGAACAACAACUCUGGUGGCCCCAUCCGUGCUAAGCUCGGCGAAGAGAAUUCGUUCUACUACGACAAAGAGCUCAAGAAAUGGGUCAACAAAAAGGAUCCUAACAGUGCCACUGUAUCCCGUGGUACACCACCCCCACCAAGAGGAGCUGCUCCUCCUAGCAGGACUGCCAGUGGCAGUAGUGCUCCUCCGCCGGCUGCUUCUCCUAAGCCGCCUGGCCCUGACAGUCGACCUACCUCCUCUGCUGGUGCUCCUCCGCCGCAAACUGGAAGCCCAGCACCAUCACUACUUGGUGCUCCUCCCCCGUUCCUCAACGCGGUUCCCCGAUCUGUCUCUACAGGCGCGGCUGCACCACCGACACGUCCCGGUAGUUCUUCCGGGCCGCCGCCUCGUCCAGCAACGUCACUGAGCACAGCAAGCUCGAUAGACGAUUUGCUUGGUCCGCCGCAGGCACGCAAGGGCGGCACUGUCAAGGGCAAAAAGAAAGGCAGAUACGUCGAUGUGAUGGCGAAAUAA
Messenger RNA from Aspergillus terreus NIH2624, 5421 nucleotides. RefSeq names its product COPII coat assembly protein SEC16 (gene sec16). The coding region runs from base 1 to 5421 and encodes 1806 amino acids. Gene Ontology annotation, cellular component: endoplasmic reticulum exit site; ER to Golgi transport vesicle membrane. The record is from RefSeq and is a predicted model, not a curated record. NCBI's taxonomy places the organism in Eukaryota, Fungi, Ascomycota, Eurotiomycetes, Eurotiales, Aspergillaceae. Gene Ontology annotation, biological process: COPII vesicle coat assembly; Golgi organization; autophagy. The transcript has 3 exons.